Messenger RNA from Pyricularia grisea, 2202 nucleotides. RefSeq lists its product as uncharacterized. Lineage: Eukaryota; Fungi; Ascomycota; Sordariomycetes; Magnaporthales; Pyriculariaceae. The coding region runs from base 37 to 2202 and encodes 721 amino acids. The transcript is spliced from 2 exons. The record is from RefSeq and is a predicted model, not a curated record.
UUUUUUUUUUUUCUCCACCUGCUAUCUAAUCGAGCCAUGGCCAAGAAGAAGAAAAAUGUCACCAGCAAUGGGGAUUCGUCAGUAGGCUCCGAGUCCUCGGCGCAAGCUACCCCUCAGAGUCUCCAAAAAGAGAAGCCCCCGACAACGUCAAAAUCUAAAAAGACGGUGGCAGGCGGUAGCGGCGAGGGCGUGCCGCUCAUAAUAUGUCGGAACAAGCACUGGCGAUAUAUAUCCUCCUUCCACGGCCCCUGGCUGCACCUCCCUCUUGAAGCGCUCGAAUCACUCGCACACUCCAAUUACAACUCCCCACGGCCCCGGCCUAUAGAUCCAGGCGUCUUCUUCGACCUCGUAAAGAUCCGUCGCCUCGUUGGUGAGGCAACACCCCUGACCGUUAAUGCCGCCAAUGGGUUCGGUCCGGGUAGCAAGGUGCGGUUGUCCCACGAGAGGAAGCACAGGAUGCGCGACCAGGCCACGCGCCGCCUAUCACAGGCCUACCGGAUAGAUGAGAUCGCCACGAGUGUCGCUAUAAUGCAAGGUACGACGAGUCUAGAGAAUGUGGCCGAGCUGGUGCUGGACAAAAAGCCCGACGACGUCGACGCGAGUUACGUUCACUUCUUCCACGAAAAGAUCCCCUCCCGUCACGUCGUCGAGUCGACCCCCUUCGAGCCACUCAACAACAUCGUCGGCGCAAGGCCCAUGGAGCCUGAGUACCUCCGCACGCGCGCCAUAUUGCGUGUCUUUGGCGAGGACUUUGACGGCGCCGUCGCCGAUCUGACUUCGGCGAUUCAGCUGCUCCGAUACCACAGACCGGCGCAUAAUAGCCGCGACGAGGUCGUGCCCGCACCGACCACCGGGAGGAGGCUGCCUGAGGUCAAGCUGGGCGAGGACGAGCAGCCGACUAGCCUCGAGAUGCAGCUCAUGUUCCAGCGAGGCGCGGCCUACCUCUCGAGGGCUUGUCAGUGCGUCUACGCGGCGUUGCCUCCCUCCGACAAGCAGGAUAGUGACGCACGAAUAUCAGAAUGGCGCGCCGACGCCCGCGGCCCCCAUGCAGCCGCGACGAACGGGGACCCAACGGCCCCGAGCCCGAGCAAUGAGGAGGAGGCUGAGGCGCAGCAGAUAGCGGCGCGCAAGCUCCUCAAAACCAUUGCCAAGCGCGCGUUGCGGGAUUACAUGGCAUUCUUGGACCACAUAGAAUACUCCCCCGACUUCCCACUCGAGGAUAGUGAGGACUACUCGCGCAGGAACGGCGGUAGCAGUAACAGCUCGCGUCUGUCACAUCCCAACGGCCGCUCACCGGCAACAUCACAACCACAACACAGGACAUACCGCCUGUCGCAACUAUUCGAACCCACCCCACCAUCCGACCUCCCACCAUAUCCACCCUUACAACCAUUGCAAAAGGAUACCAACGACACACCUCCACAAAAAUCAUCAACAUCCUCACCGAACCAAACUACGACAAUCAUUACACCCGAAAACGUUACCGCCACCAUAAAACCUCCCUCCCCGUCCAGAACCGAGUAUAUAACCUACCACCCUCUCCUCUCCGACGCCCUUCACGCCCUGCUCCUCUGCCACAGCCUCUUGCAGACCAGUACCAAGGAGCUUCUCCGCCAUGCACACAUGGUCGGCCGUCUCGCCCGCCUCGCCGACGGCUAUCCCAUAUUCCAAGCCAGCCGCUCCCCCGCCCGCGCCGACUGGAUCGAGGUGCUGCGCCGCGUCAACGGCCCAGAAUGGCUCGGCCUGCACACAUCGUGGGAGUCCCUCUGCCGCCCCACGCCCCUAUCCAGCAAUCCCGUCAGCAACUCCGCCGCUGCACCGAGACAGCUAGACGCCACGUCCUCAACCAACACGACGACGGGCAUGAACCCCGCCACGAUCACCGCACCCAGUAACUCCGUAGCAACUGUCGCAGCCUCCUCCGCCGCGGCCGCUGCAGCCGACGCCUAUGAUGAGGACAGCAGAGAGUAUCCAAUCUGGACCGAGCGCGCCGCCGCAGUCGUCAGGUGGGUCAAGGAGGCCCCCGGCCUACCACCGCUACCCACAGCUGGCGGUGCCAAAAAGAAGAAAAAGGUCUCGGGCAGAGCCAGGGUUACUGUCCCCACGGGAUCGUCAGCAUCGCAGCCGCCACCGACAGAAGGAUCCUCGUCCACGGUGGUGGAGACGAAACAGGUCGAGCUGAGGUCUGGCCCUCCCCCGUAA